Messenger RNA from Phodopus roborovskii (desert hamster), 1531 nucleotides. It is a transcript of the gene Sertad3, whose product is annotated as SERTA domain containing 3. Gene Ontology annotation, biological process: positive regulation of DNA-templated transcription. NCBI's taxonomy places the organism in Eukaryota, Metazoa, Chordata, Mammalia, Rodentia, Cricetidae. The transcript has 2 exons. The record is from RefSeq and is a predicted model, not a curated record. The coding region runs from base 340 to 933 and encodes 197 amino acids. Gene Ontology annotation, cellular component: nucleus.
AGAAACACAGCUGGGGCCGAAGAAGCCGUUCUGACGGCGAUACCACCCUCCGCCACCCUGGUGACCCGCCCCGCCCCCUGUUAGUCGCCAGCUUAAACGGGACCCGGCCCAGUGGGGGACGGAGCCUAGCGUUGGUAGCUCCUCCUAGCCAAUGGCGCCCCACGGCGGGCAGGAUUCCAACCAAUCGUGGCUCGCGACUGGCCUCCAGGGAGGAGCCGAGCGGCCCCCGGCCAGACCCAGAGGCCCGGGGAAAGUGAGCCUGACUCCUGCCCAGCGCUGGUGGGACGCAACGCUGCGGGUUUGCCGGAGGUAGUCGUGGCGACCCUGGCAGCCGAGGACAUGGGAGGUAUGAAGAGGAAGCACUCUGAUUUGGAGGAGGAGGAGGAAGAUGAGAAGUGGGACUGGAGUCCAGCUGGUCUUCGGAGCUACCAGCAAGCCCUGCUCCGAAUCUCUCUGGACAAAGUCCAGCGCAGCCUGGGCCCCAGAGCACCCAGCCUCCGCAGACAUGUCCUUAUCCACAAUACACUCCAGCAACUCCAGGCGGCCAUUCGCCUAGCUCCAGCACCAGCCCUGCCCCCAGAGCCUCUCUUCCUGGGUGAAGAAGAUUUCUCCCUGUCUACCACCAUUGGCUCUAUCCUCAGGGAGCUAGAUACAUCCAUGGGUGAGAUGGAAUCCCCUCAGAAUCCAGUGGCUCCCCCAAGCCUCCCUAAUGAAAUGAUGCCCCAGGCUGAUCCUGUGUUUUUAGAAGCUCUGAGUUCCCGGUACUUGGGAGAUUCUGGCCUGGAUGACUUCUUUCUGGACAUUGACACAUCUGCAGUAGAAAAGGACUCUGCACUUCCGCCCCCAGAGCCUUCUCGAAGCCUCUUCUGUGCUCCAGGAUCCUGGGAGUGGAAUGAAUUGGACCACAUCAUGGAAAUUAUUCUGGGAUCCUAAGACUCAGGGGGUCCUUCCUGGCGCCAGCCUCUUUGAGCUGGGUCCUUGGAUGUGACUCUUGUGUGUGUUUAGCCGAGGCUUUCAGCAGUGACUGUGGCCUCCUUUCCUCCUGUGUCAGGGUUCCACAAACUGCCCUGCACCUGUGCGUGUCUGGUUACCCCAGCCUUCCAUGAAGGUGCGUCUUCCUGAAUUAAUUUAUCUCUCCCAGAUGCCUUAAGGAGACUCUGUUUCAGGGAGUCUGAUUUUCUCACUUACACAUUUCUUCUGCCUCCAGUUCCCACUGCCCUUGUGACCAUUAGGGCCUCAGGGAACAUAAAGCUGGACCUGUCGAAGGGUGAUGGGUAGGCUGCCUCUCCAGGGAGUGGGAGGGGCUGGUCUCCUCCUGGCAGGACCCCAGUUCCAGCAGCCUCCUGAUUCAUAACCAGGCCGGACCAUGUGCAAUAGGGUGGAAAUCUACCAGCUCCAUGCCACACUAUUUAACAAAAAAAAAAAAAAAAAAAACAACAACAACAAAAGGCAGGGUUUGUAGUGGCUGGUUUAUUUUAAUUUUAUUUUUUGAGUGUUUUUUUUUAAUAAAAGUAUUUUGGAAAGAUGUGAA